AUGGACCAAUUAUGGGUGAAGUGCACUUUGGAGCACUACGAUACUACGUCUGUGAAGAAGUUCGAUGGAUCUCUGUUCGUAGACACAAGCGACAACUCCUUCAAAAUUAUAUCUAGUAAUAAUAACAGAGGUACACAUAAGUUCUAUGCAAGCGAGUUUAACCGCUUAGGAAAACCGCCAAGUAAAAGUACGGCCAAACAGUUCGAUCUCGAAUUCAAUUUGUCAAAGCAGUUACCAGCGAAACAUCAUAUAAGAAAAAGAAAACUGGUAUUUCGAGUGGCGGAGUUUUCUCAACGGAUCAGAGAUGUUUACGACGAGUUGGCAAAAAUUUUCCCUAGAGGAGCAAGUGCCGAUCGAGAACCUUCGCGUAAAGUUACUUCUCCGGUAGGUAUGCUCCGUAGUCGUCCAGAAACAAGCAAACGAAGUCGACAGGAUGUAACAGGGCGACCACCGUCUUUUGUCACAGAAACGCCACAGCAGAACAAAACUACGAAGCCAGGCGGCACUCCUACCUCCAGCUCGAGACCGCGAAGCCGAACUAGUCAAAAAAGCUCACAAUCUAAUGUUGAAAAUCGCUUGAAGAGCCCAAACUCGGGAAUAGCCAGUCUGGUGGAAAAUCGCAAAGAGAUUGUAAGGGAUGAUGUCAUCGAAGAGCCAAGUACCUCGGCAAGAUUUUCGAGAGACGACUCUGAUGAGUUUUUCCAACACGCUACUCAAAAAACGCUGAAAUAUGAUGCAACGGAGAGGUCGAAAAACGCUACCACUAAGGAGAAGGCGACCUUGGCGGAAGAUGCUAUCACAAAAACAAGCAACUCUGAAUUGGGAACACAGGGCAGCGUAAUAGCGCUCAUGGAGAAG
Molecule: messenger RNA, 858 nt
Organism: Ostertagia ostertagi
Lineage: Eukaryota; Metazoa; Nematoda; Chromadorea; Rhabditida; Trichostrongylidae
Source: the annotation of a GenBank genome assembly